GGGGCUGUCUCUUACCGCAGGUGUCUGGCCGAGGAGGAGGGAGCCGCUGUGUUUUGUGCCGCCGGAAAGAUAGCUAAAUCCUUUGCAACAGGGUCUGGAAGAUACUCUAAAGGAUAAUGGAAGAUAAAAGGCAAAGAGCCAGAGUGCAGGGGGGCUGGGCUGGACCAGUUAAUAACAGAGCAGCUUCUCGUGCAGCUUCUGGAACUUCCAGUCGCAGGAACCAAGCCUUUGCAAGCACAACACAGUCCCGGGUGAGAAGAGAGGAGCAGCUUCCAUCUGAAAGGCAGUUUGUUUUUAAAGCCCCAGAAGAGGUCGUGCGUAGACCCCCAGAGCCCAAAAGAAUAGAGAAUCAGGGUGUGUAUGAGAUCAGCACAUCUCCAUCAGGAAUAUCUCGGAUUCAUUUGAUUCCUGGCUUCAUUGACUUAAACGAAGCAGACUGGAUGUUUGAACAACUCCUCCAAGAGAUCCCCUGGAGGCAGAGAACACACAUCAGGCAGGAUCUGUCUUAUGAUGAACCCAGACUCACAGCUUGGUAUGGUGAACUUCCAUAUACUUACUCCAGGCUAACAAUGAAGGCAAAUGCUGAUUGGCACCCACUAUUGUCCAUGCUGAAAGAUCGCAUUGAAGAUUUCACGAAGCACUCCUUCAACUCUCUGCUGUGCAACCUGUAUCGAAAUGAGAAGGACAGUGUUGACUGGCACAGUGACGACGAGCCUGAGCUGGGAAGAAACCCUGUCAUUGCCUCCCUCAGCCUUGGUGCCACCCGGGUCUUUGAGAUGAGGAAAAAACCUUUGCCUGAAGAAAACAAUGACUAUACUUAUGUGCAGAGGGUGCAUAUACCAUUGGAUCAUGGGACGCUGCUUAUGAUGGAAGGAGCAGCUCAAGAAGACUGGCAGCAUCGCGUACCCAAGGAAUAUCACUCCAGGGAAGCCCGUGUAAAUCUGACAUUUAGGACAAUGUAUUCAGACUCUGAGGCAAUGCGCACAUGAAUGAAAUGUUCUGUGGUACUGUGCUCUUGCUAUGAGGCCAGAGAUUAAUGCUGGUUUGGGUGAGACAAGCCUGAUUUCAGUUCAGUAUUAUGAUGCCAGCAUUUGAAGGGAGAGAAGAAAGAGGCUGCUAUAAUGAGAGCCUGUAACAGUUGCAAGUUCCCAGUGAUGAGUGAUGCCUUUUUCUAGUACUGUACUGUUUGCUAAUGUGUAUGCUUGGUGGUAAACAAUUUUUGUUUUAUUGAAAAACAAAUUUCCCUGUAGAGCAUUAAUUUUAGUAUGACUGGUUUGAAUCAAAUAUCUUGAGUUCUUGCUAAUCUGCAAGCACCACUUCUAAAAAGUUUUCCCUCAGGCAAGCUGAGAGGAUUUUCCUGACAGAGGAGAAUGACUACAUUUGGGCUUUUUGUUUGUACUGUGCUACAUAAAAAUUGGUUAUAUGAAUAAGAAUCUUCUCAGUUAACCCCAGAGGGAAUAAUCAAAGCACAACUUGAGGUACUGCAGUAGCACACCUAAGGCCUGUCUCCCAAAAACCUGAAGUGUAUGGGAGCACAGUACAGUGGUGCCUCGCAAGACGAAUUUAAUUCAUUCCGUGAGUCAAUUCGUUUUGCGAAAAAUUCGUCUUGCGAAUCGCAGUUUCCCAUAGGAAUGCAUUGAAAUUUCUUUUUUCCCCCAUAGGAACGCAUUAAUUAAAUUUCAAUGCAUUCCUAUGGGAAACCGUGAUUCGCAAGAUGAAUUUUUUGCAAACCAAUUCGUCUUGCGAGUCACCAUCAGAUCGCAAGACGCAUUCGUCUUGCGAAAAAUUCGUCUUGCAGGGCAUUCGUCUUGCGAGGUACCAUUGUAUGAAGAACUGACUCCUGAAACCAUUAAAUGCCCCAGUAAUAGAAUUUGGAAACUGUAUCCCUGUCUUCAGAGCCCUGUGCUAUGUACUGUAUACUGGUUCUCUCCAUAUUGUUAAUUGAUACAUUGUUGAAAAAUUCCUACUAUCCCAACUUUAUUCUCAAAUGUAUUCUAAUGCAUUUGGAGAGUGUCCUGGCCUCUACUAGGAGCAUCCUGCAGCACAUUCUUCAAAAAACCUCUGUACAGUAUGUCUACUCGGAGUACCCUGGCAUUGAAGAUGCUGCUAAGUGGCAAGAAUUGCCUAAUUGCACUGAAAUGCAUCUCACACAGCAGUGGAAUGAAUACACAGCUCCAUAGUGGUUUGGGGGAAGCAAGGGUUUAUGCUGCUUAUCUUUAAAGCAUUGCUUCCCACCCUGUUCUCGGGGUCCAUUCAGUAUACUUUUCAAAGGCAACACAUAAUUGGCAGGUUGUAAGAUUUGGGAAUGAUCCACCAAGACCAGUCAGGGCAGGUAGCUUUUAUUCUUGCAGAAUCUUGCUUUGCUUGCCAAUAGAACCCUGAGUGCCACCAAUGAGAACCAGUUGCAAAAUGGUGCCAGACAUAGAAUUGCAGAACAAAGUGAUCUGAGUACAUACUCAGUCUAGGAAUUGGUUUUCAGUGCCUGCGCUUACAUACAUACCCUUUCACAGGUAAAUUGUCUCCUGUUUCCCAAAGCUUUCUUGAUUUCAGUAACUUCACUUAGGGUGAAAAUAAGGCUUUUUACCAUGACGAGUCAGAAACCCUUCCUGAUCUUUGGAUUACCUGGAAAUCUGCCUGCAGAUUCCAACCUACUUUAUGCUUGCCUUGAUCUAUUCCUGCUGCUUAGGGGUAUGUUUCACUACCAAUUCAAUGGUAGCAAUGAAGUUAUCCAGGUUUUUUCCCUUACUGCCUUGUGGUUAUAGGUGUUAGUUGUUCAUCGGCUGUGCAUUACCCCUGCCUAAAUACUGUCCACAGUAAUUAUUGAAUCAGCAGUACUUGUAGGCUAGAUCUAUGACUAUUAUUAGUUUACCUUAAGGAAGAUUCUAUGGAAGGAAAUCCUGAAAAGGAGGUUCAAGGGCCCACCUGAACAGUGAAUGGGAUUCUGGGGAUGUUUGGGACAGGAAACAUUCCUUCUAUGAACUCUUAGCUUUAGGAUCCAAGGCUCGUUUGUGUCAGUUCUUUCCCCUAAUGGUCCCUAUGCCUCACCCCACAUUCUUAUGGGGCUGGGUUCACCCAUCUGAAGCCCUUCAGAGGUUGUUUUGACUACAAUGCCCAUGAGCUGCUGCGAGCAUGGCCAAGGGUCAGAGAUAAUGGGAGUUUCAGUCCAACAACAUUUGGAGAGCACCUUGCUCACUACCCUGGUGUAAGGAUUGCUUUAGUGUCCAUACUAGGGGCUAAAUUAGAUAGUAUGUAUGUUACAUAGUUUGGCCUGGCUAAUUUAAAAUAAGCAAUGCAGCCUGGGGAGGGGAUAAAAAACAUGACAGGAGGAGAUGCUUUAUCAAAAUCAGCCUCGUCCUCUGCCCCCUGAGCCUACCCUUUGCAAUAGGGGGAAAACUCUUGAAUAUGUCUAAGUCCCAACUCUUCCAUACUUAUAGCAUGGAUUGAGAACCUAUAACCCUCCAAAUGUUAUUAGACUACACUGAGAGCCAGUGUGGUGUAGUGGUUAAGAGCGGUAGACUCGUAAUCUGGGGAACCGGGUUCGCAUCUCCGCUCCUCCACAUGCAGCUGCUGGGUGACCUUGGGCUAGUCACACUUCUCUGAAGUCUCUCAGCCUCACUCACCUCACAGAGUGUCUGUUGUGGGAGAGGAGGGGAAAGGAGAUUGUUAGCCGCUUUGAGACUCCUUCAGGUAGUGAUAAAGCGGAAUAUCAAAUCCAAACUCUUCUACUAUUGGCCAUGCUGGCUUUGGCUGAUAGGAGUUUUAGUCUCAACAGCAUCUAAGUGGUCAUAGGUUACCCAUUAGAGUGAGCAUCCCCUGAGCACUGUAAACUGAGCUGCCACCAAGAAGCAUAGCCCACAUCAUUGCUUUCUAUAUUGGUACCACACAUUGGGUUUUAAAAGUCUUCCUUCAAAUGCUGCCUUUGGGACUGAGGCACUGUGCAUGAAGAUAUGCAAUCAACAUAGGCUUUAUUAUUUUAAUGAGAACUGUAACCUAUAUAUGAAAUGGGAAAAGUUCCAGUUGUUUAUUUCAAAUAUAGUUUGCAGCUGUUUCUAUGGCAAUUUGCUUAAACAAGAAUUUAUUGGAAUUGGAGGUAUACAAAAUCCUUCCAUUAAUUAAAGAUUAAACUGAUGGAUGAGUUGUGUAUGCUGUUCAUAUUGUGCAAGAUAAAAAUGUCAUACUUGCAAGAAACACUCCACUGAAGAUGUGUUCCUAGAAGGAACUUUGUAAGAAGUUGCCAUCUGUCAAGGGCUCUUGACUGUUUCAGCUUUAGAAUAAGAAUUAAGUUGUACACAAUGAUGUUUUUUUUAGUUCUUUUAAAUUCUAAAGCCCAUCUGUCUCUGAAUGCUAUCAUGAUUCUUCAUUGCCCCAAAUUGAAACAUGACAUUUUGAUACAAGAUGUAUCUAUUCAGAGUUUAUAGCUUCAAACUGUAGAAUUGAAUGUGUUUGUGUGGCCCACUUAGCAGAACAGUCCCACAGUUCUCCUUGUGUGGUUGAUCAGUUUUCAGGGAUUGUUCUUGUUGAAGCCGUGUUGUAAGGCCAACAAGACGACACACAAGGAUAUGUCCCGCUGGUCAGGAAUUGGAAAACGGCAUUGUAAGCACAGAAGAAGCAAUGGCUCUUUGCUAAGGCUUCAUACUAAGGCAUGGAUUCUGUAGCAAAGGAAGCCACUUUGAGGUGCUUCAUGGUAUUUUUUUGUUCUAAGUAGUAAAUCCAGACUUUCUAGUUCUCCAGCUUCUCUACCACUACCACUGCUCCUCUUGCUUUUCAAGCAUUUGUGUUAUCAGAUUAAUUCCUUUGAAAUCACUCAUGUGUUUUUAUCAAACUGCCAGGCUGGCACCAUUCCAUCCAUUCCUGUUAACCUUGUUCAGAGUACAGCCUGAGUGAUCAAUUUGGCCAAGUCACCUGAUGUGCUACUGCAAGUACCAUGGCAGAAAAGAGGCUAAGGAGCGCUAGAACUAACUAAAACACAGCACUGCCUAGCCCAAGGCAGCAUAUUUCAUCCCCUAUGAAUGGUAGAAUGACAGAUGAUGAUGAUGAGUGCCCGUGCAGCCGAAAAUAAUCAAGUACUAUCAGCAUUUGCUUAACUAAACACAUUGAUCACUCACUUUGCCUUUUCUGGUCAUAAACAUUUUCAGCUUGGAAAUAGAAGCUCUUUUACUGGUGUGAUUUUGUGUGUGUGUGUGUGUGCUACUUUUAAACGCCCUGUUUCUAUAGCAACACAUUUUGUUUGCUUCAAUUGUGGACCACUGCCACACCCGUUCAAGCCGAAACCACUUCUGUGAAUUUCUGUGUCCCAAGAUUUUUCAUAUGAGCUGGGGCUGAUUUUUGCUGCAUUUGUUUGUUGCUAAAUAAACACUUCGUUACUCAGGCUUGACCUUUCCACUGAGAAAAAAGGGGGCAAGCAGAGAUCUAACGGUAUUGCUUCAGAAGUGACACCAAAUAUAACCCAUUAUUUUUCUCCCAUAAAACUGAAUGGUUACUCCCAUAUGGAGAAGUGCCCCCCAUGUGCUGUUUGGGGUUUUUUUUGAGACGCUGUGUGAGUAAAACCUAUUUUCUGUUCUUGGUGCUAGAUGGCCAGGCUUACACUGGCAGAGAUUGUGUAAGAGUGCAAUAUCUCUCUGCAGAGGAUUCCCAGCCCUCUCCACUCUGCAGGUCUUGACAGUAUAUAAACCUUCCCUUCAUCCUCUGCUCAUCAUAACAAUGGGCACUUUGCUAGUUGUUAAUAGUGUAGCAAACCACUGUAUUGCCUAGCCACGAAAUGCACAGCAGAGAUAAACCAGUGGUUAAAGCAUAUGCUGAAGGCUCCCUAAAUAUAAAAGAGACAACCCUAUAGCCUGUGAUCGACAUCAGAGAACUGGCUCUAUGUGUCUUGAGCUUGUGGAGGAUGGUCAAUGUCAUGUUCAGAACUGGAAGCCUAUAGGUAGAGCUGGUCCUGGGAGACCCAGGUUGGGUAGCUUUUUCAAGUCAAACUCCACUUCAGUUUAAUGUUCUGCUGUGAGAGCUGCCUGUUCUGGAGCUAGUUGCUUUUCUCAAGCAGGCUGACAAGGCAACGGGAAGAAAAUGGUCCCACACAACAUGGAGCGAGGGAAAUAUUUUGUCCAUUGCAUUCAGCGAUAGCUGUUUCCUCCCGUCAGGAUAGUUCAUGUUGUGCAGGCUCCAGCAAGAAGGGCUGAGGGUUGAUUCUAUCUUGAUCAAUGUGCCAUUUGCUCUGGUUCACCUGAACACACGUUGCUCUUCCCCUACUGUCACAUCUCCAGCCAGCUCCUGGCUCUCUGCUAGCACAGAGAUAAGAGUGUUUGUUUGAUCGGAGUAAGAAUCUCUUGCUCUUGUUAAAAGGAUUACAUUGAAGCUGAGCUUGGCAUUUGUGUUUGUCUCUUCUUUCCUGCUGGCCAGCAUUAGCUUUGCAAUAAAGCUUUCUUUGAGGAAGUACUUGACUGGGCUGAGCUAUUUUCCCCUUUUAAAGGGACUAUUUCAAAGGAUGUAGUUCAACUUUUGCAAGAAGAUCAAACCUAUCCAUUCUUCAGGAAAUCAACCCUGAGUGCUCACUGGAAGGACAGAUCGUGAAGCUGAGACUCCAAUACUUUGGCCACCUCAUGAGAAGAGAAGACUCCCUGGAAAAGACCCUGAUGCUGGGAAAGAUGGAGGGCACUAGGAGAAGGGGACGACAGAGGACGAGAUGGUUGGACAGUGUUCCCGAAGCUACGAACAUGAGUUUGACCAAACUGCGGGAGGCAGUGCAAGACAGGAGUGCCUGGCGUGCUAUGGUCCAUGGGGUCACGAAGAGUCAGACACGACUAAAUGACUAAACAACAACAGUUCAACUUUAGUCCUUGAAAGAUGUUGCCCUAAACUACCAGACAGUGUAAGGCUCAUCUUUACUCUGUCCUGCCUGAAGAACAACACUAAGAAAGAGCAGGCAUAUAGCUCCAGUCAUGGGGCAGUAUCGUUGCCUGGAAAGUUACUGAAAUCCAGUAUCAGAAUGACUGCUACUGCUAAUACCAUCAAAGAGAGAGAGAGAGAGAGAGAGAGGGAAAUGCUGUGCAGAAGGUUAGGUGCACAGCACAGUCCUAUGCAAAAGUUAUUUUUUGACUAAUUCUAAAAUUGGCAUACUGUAAAGUUAAACUUGGAUUCUAACUUCAGUUAUGAACAAGGAUGAAACAUUUCCCUAUAACUCUAAUGGGCUUACAUGUCAGUUUCUGCCUAUUUCAUACUGUUGACUAGGGGCUUCUGCAACAGUCAAGACCAGAAUUUUGAGGAAGAAGACAUCCUUGGUCGCUUUCUGGAGUUCAUUUUCACCAUUUUCCUCCUCCAUGCAAUUCAGUGGGGUAAAAUAAAUGUCUUGCCAUGCUUGACUGUUACAGAACAGUCUUGAAGCUAGUUGCAAAGUAUGAAACUAUGGACCAAGUGGAGGAUGAUUUGAUGACAACUGAUGCAGUUCUGCUGGAAUUAAGCGUGUUUGGUUCUGGGAGUUUCCUAGUUGAGAGCUUACUUGAAAACUAUAUGUUAAGCUCUUUCAAGCCUUUGGAAGUGGGUGGAGAUGGUAAGUGUUGUAAAUGAAUGAGUAGUGCUGAUCAGAAUGAAAAUGACUGCUUUGGUCCAUGGCUGCAAGGGAAUCCAGAUUCAGAAGGCGCUAUUUCAUGUAGCUGUUACCUUUUAAUUUUUAUUUUAAAAUCAUGUUCAAAUACAACGUGAUUUUAAAAAACCCGUUCCAAUUGCUUCUGUUUGCUGGAGGUAGACUUGUACCAUGUGCCCUGAAUUAUUGAGAAUGCAGCAUGCCAUUGAUGGUUUAGCAGAAGAGCUGCUAUUCACUCUGACAUCUGUCAGCAAAAUGAACUGAAAUAUAUCAGUAAUUUGCUGUGGCAGGGUCUGUACUGAAACAUUUCAUUUUCAUUGUUCAGAAACAAACGUCUCAGCUUUGUCUCUGCACAGGAAACACUCAUCCUAUGAUACUGCCACUUGCAUAAUCAUGUACUGCUUUUACUGGUUUUAAUUGAUGUUUUAAAAAAAGAAUAGAGACUUCACUGCCAUAUAUAUUCAGCACACAAAUGCCAUUUAGUGCCCAUCUUCUGCCUCCCCCCCCCUUUUCAGUGGAAGGGGUUUAAUAUAGAUUAGAAUCAUAGUUGGAAGGAAACUAAAGCCCUCUUUAUCGUACCACACCUCACAACUGCCCCUCAUGCUGAUUUCUGUACAGAUUAUUCCAAUUUUGAAAUUCAUCCAAAAUAUAAAUGGUGCUAGAAGCGGCGGGCUACCAUGAGCAAGGGUCAGCAUUCCAGAAGUGUCCACAAGGAAGACAUAGAUCAUGGGUAGGCAAACUAAGGCCCGGGGGCCAGAUCCGGCCCAAUCCCCUUCUGAAUCCGGCGGACGGUCAGGGAAUCAGCGUGUUUUUACAUGAGUAGAAUGUGUGCUUUUAUUUAAAAUGCAUCUUUGGGUUAUUUGUGGGGCCUGUCUGGCAUUUUUACAUGAGUAGAAGGUAUGCUUUUAUUUAAAUGCAUCUCUGGGUUAUUUGUGGGGCAUAGGAAUUUGUUCAUUAUUAUUUUUUUCAAAAUAUAGUGCGGCCCCCCACAAGGUGUGAGGGACAGUGGACCGGCCCCCUGCUGAAAAUGUUUGCUGACCCCUGACAUAGAUUAUUAUUUAUAUGGUGCAUUUGUUUCUCACCAAUUUUUCAAAACACUCAAAGGAACAUUUACAAGGAUUUCGUUUUCAUUCUAUAUCAAUUUUUGUGGGGAGAAAUGUAACUCAAAAUGUAACUAUAUAAGUUUACCCUAUAUCCUAAGAUGUUUUCCGAAAGGAGGACUAUGAGUACGUUCCAUCAUAUUGAACUGGGGGGGGGGUGUUAACUUCUCUCUUUGCCACUAGAUUCAAUUAAUUUUCCCUAGAUUAGAUUGGUAAAAUAGAUGCAGUAGACAGUUUGACACAACUAUCUCCCAACUGCCACAAAAUAUUUCUUCCAUAAAAGUGUGCCUGUUUGUUAUUGAAACAUGAUUGAUCUGGAGGUUUGAAGGAGACAACAUUUUCCUAGAGUGAAGUGUUUUAUAGCCUAGAAACACCACAUUAUUUCUGUCUGAUGGAACAUUUUGGAACGGCUUUGCUGCAAUGUUAACAGUAUUGUAUGGAAAGCUUUCUGAACUGAGUGCAUUUUAAUGCCAACCUGUCAGAGUUGGGUUGUUGGUCAAUGAUCAGUUUUUAUGUAAAAAUGAAAGAAGGCUGGAAUAACUAAAAAUGAUGGAAAGGAGAGUGUACAAAAUCCUGUUACCUCUGGGGCAGAUUAACCUUGAAAUUUUUUAUUGCAAGCAGAUAGCAACUGAAGUAAACAGGACACAUUCUCCCCUGAAAUAAAUCCAUUAAUUGGUGCUGAAGUACACAAAAGGAUUGGACUGGCAUGCUGAGAUAUUAAAAUGGAAUCACUGCUAAUUAUGCUCCGUUUCAGAAAAAAAUGAUAUAUUCAGUUAUGAAAAAUAAAAUUAAUUAGAGGAGGCUGUUUGUGCUGCUGGAACCAAAUUGAAAUAGAUCUGUACUACAACUAAUUCACCCAUCGACGGAUUGAGAGAGUACACCUAUCUCUGACUUUUUAUGCUGUGGACCACAGUAUCCUCCUGGAAUCACUCUAUGGGUUGGGGUUACUGUGUCACAGUGGUUAUGCUCCUACCUACUAUGGGCUCAUUUUGCGCCCAUGGCAAUUUCCAAGUUCCAUCUUUGUUCCCAUACUAUUAUACAGUAUAUGAAACAGAUCAUUGGAGUCACAUAGUGAUUUGGAAUACAAUGUUAUCAGCAUGUUCUAGCUCUCCAUUCUUUCUGAAUCAUGAAUCUGGUGUUUGGAGGCAAUGGCAAACUGAAUUAGGGUCAAUAAACUGCAACUGAAUCCAGCUGAAAUUGGAGGUGCUUUGGAUAGGCAGUUCUUAUGAGCAGAAAUCUGGGAGGCUGUUCUGGAUGGGAUAGCAUUCCACCUGAAGGAACUUUCAGGUGUCCUUGAUGGCAAGGCAUGCCUAUUUCCAGCUACAACAGCUAUGGCCAUUUCUGGAAUGGGAUAUCAAACCAUGGUGUAUUGACCUCAUGUUUGGACCACUGAAGUUUGGGCUAUUGAUGUGGAACCAUCCUUGAAAACAGCCUGGAAGUUUCAGCUCGUGCAGAAUGCUGCUGCCCAGUUAUUAACAGGGGCAGUGGGAUGGGAGCAUGUAACACCAAUCCUAAAAGUAGCCAGUAGCUGCAAUGUGCUACUGGCCUGAUCCAAGUUUUUGGUAGUGGCUUAUAAAACCAUAAACAGCUUAGGAUCCAAGUAUCUGCAGUAGUGCCUCCUCCAAUAUCAGCUUACUCAAACCCUAUGAUCAGUGGGAGUGGGGUUUUCCGUAUCUUCCCCACUAGGAUUCAUGGUUUGGGCAUGCAAAGCAGGGUCUUAUCUGUGGUGGCAUCCUGACUAUUUGAUGCCCUUCCACUGAAAUUUGUCCUCCCUGCUGUUUGCAACAUAGAAACAUAGAGUUGGAAGGGACCCCAAGGGUCAUUUAGUCCAACCCCCUGCAAUGCAGGAAUCUCAGCUAAAGCAUCCAUGACACAUAGCCAUCCAACCUCUGUUUAAAAACCUCCAAGGAAGGAGAGUCCACCACCUCUUGUGGGAGUCUGUUCCACUGCUUAACGGCUCUUACUGUCAGAAAGUUUUUUCCGAAUGUUUAGUCUGAAUCUCCUUUCUUGCAUCUUGAAGCCAUUGGUUCAAGUCCUACCCUCCAGAGCAGGAGAAAACAAGCAUUCUCCCUCUUCCAUGUGACAGUCCUUAAGAUAUUUGAAGAUGGCUAUCAUAUCUCCUCUCAGUCUCCUCUUUUCCAGGCUAAACAUACGCAGCUCCUUCAAGCGUUCCUCAUAAGGCUUGGUUUCCAGACCCUGGGUCAUCUUGGUUGCACUCCUCUGCACAUGUUCCAGCUUGUCAGCAUCCUCCUUAAAUUGUGGUGCUCAGAACUGGACACAGUAUUCCAAGUGUGGUCUGACUAAGGCAGAAUAGAGUGGUACUAUUACUUCUCUAGACCUGGACAUUAUGCUUCUGUUGAUGCAGUCUCAUGGUCCACCAAGACCAAGACUAGAUCUUUUUCACAUGUACUGCUAGUAAGCCAGGUGUACCCCAUCCUAUAUCUUUGCAUCUGGUUCUUCCUGCCUAAGUGCAGAACCUUACAUUUUCCCUAUUGAAAUUAAUUUUGUUAGCUUCCACCCAGUUCUCCAACCUGUUAAGGUGAUUUUGAAUUCUGAUUCUGUCUUCUGCGGCAUUAGCUACCCCUCCCAGUUUGGUGUCGUCUGCAAAUUUGAUGAGCAUCCCCUCAAUUCCUUCAUCCAAGUCAUUUAUAAAGACUUUAUUAUUUUAGAGAUACUUUUGGUACUUUGUAUGUGUUUAUCUAUUGAUGUGCAUUGUUUGUGUUAUCUUUUGUUGUACAUCAGCCUAGGCUCCUUUUGGAGGAAGGGUGAUGUAGAAAUACAGCAAAUAAAUACUUUUUUAAAAAAAAUCUGUUGCGCUAAAGCAUUACAGUACGCUCAAACUGACGAACAAAAAGAAUUGAGAACAUUUGACGCAUCCCUAGUUACCUACCAUUAAAAACUGCUUCUCAAUAGCCUCAAAUAAAGUUCUCUGUUUAAAUAAAAUUGCUUUGCAGAUGUGUUCUCUAGAGCCAUUUCAUUAAAAUGUUGACAACUCUUCUGCAUACAAAAUUACGGAGUUUACUGUUAAGAAUCUUAAACAUACAAGGCAACAAGCCUUACAAUUAGAUUGAUAUUAUAGCUCUUCAGCCCAAUAGCACCAUGCCAGACUCUCAGGAUAGUGCAGAAUUCAGAGAUUGUUUGCUGUUUGAACCUGUCUUUCUGUUCUUUUAAAAACUUCUUCAAAAACUGCAUAGGAAAGCUAACAAACUGGACACUUGCAUAGCUCUGAACUGCAAAGCAGCCAGAAGCCCUAACACCAGUUAUCAAUUUUAUUUAACAUGCAGCACUUCAGACAUUACCAGAUAUAGACAAGGGGUGAAUGCUUGUCUCCUCCAAUCCUGGCCAGCCAUGGUCUGUAUGUAUAUGCUAUAUUGAAUUUGUUCUAUGCAAGGAAUAUACUUGCUUUGGAGCAACCACAUGGCAUGAAAUAUCAGUCAUCUAUAUGUCAGGUGUCACAUUUCCAGAUACCAGAAGGGAUCUAGAUUAAAGCAAUGACUUAAGCCACGGGAACAAAUUUAGACACUAGUGCACUUUGCAAGCUCAAGUUGGAAGAUUGCAUCAUUGCAUAUUUUCACUGAAUUGUCUCAUCAAACAUUUAGGCUUCCUUGGGCAAAACCCACUGGCCCCAACUGCUGUGUGCUUCUGUUGCAAAGGGGCUCAGAGGGGAUUUCCACAUGGGCCAAACUGACACAAAUAGAGUCCCAUUGCUUGGUGAAUUGCAUCUCUUUUAUUUUCAUGCAGGUGAUGGUACCCUGACUCAACAGAAAAUUAUCCAGAGUCAUUUAAUAUCACAAUGGUAAGGCUCAACCCAGAUGGAGGAAAAACAGGGGAGGGUAGAAGGGGAAGAAUGAACAUGAUUAGUAUUUAAUUAUGGGUUAGAAAUCAAAUGUGCUUUGUGCAGAGUAUUUAAUUUUUUUCCUGAUAGGUCUGUUGCUAAGACAGGUCAAACAUCUGCUUAUAUAAGAGGAAAAUUGCUCUUGUUGAGCCCUUUCUCUGUAGCAGCUCCAGUCCAACAUGACAGAAAUGCUCAGCGGUGUUAAAUAAUAGGGUUUGCUCUAUGAAAGCAGACAUUGGUAAAUCUGUGCAUUUGCUUAGCAAUGCUUCAUUCUUGUCUUCAAAAGAAAGGACGUAACUUUCAUGAGCUUCAGAAAGCUAGCCUUGAUUUUUAAAACCCCAUAAACUGUUCAAAGAUGCUUUAAACUGCUAAAUGCUGGAAGUAAACAACAGGAAAUGGAUAAUGUUCAUGAGCAUCUUCUGCUGGUGAAUUUGCUUGAGAAACCUGGCUAGUCACCUGACUAGUGCCAUGUGUCCAAAGUGGGUUUUGGCUGUUUAUCUCCUGAACAGCAGUUCCCCUUCUUUGCAUAGCAUUUGUCUUCUGAAACUGAAAGGAAUUUCAAAGUAGUUGUUCCUUCCGAAAGCCUGCAGUUAAAAGGGAAAGGUAAAAAAAAAUCCCAUUGGGCAUUCCUAUAAUAGUUACUUGGAUCA
This is a messenger RNA of Zootoca vivipara (common lizard), 13158 nucleotides long. It is a transcript of the gene ALKBH3, whose product is annotated as alkB homolog 3, alpha-ketoglutarate dependent dioxygenase. Gene Ontology annotation, cellular component: mitochondrion; nucleoplasm. NCBI's taxonomy places the organism in Eukaryota, Metazoa, Chordata, Lepidosauria, Squamata, Lacertidae. Gene Ontology annotation, molecular function: dioxygenase activity. The record is from RefSeq and is a predicted model, not a curated record. Gene Ontology annotation, biological process: DNA alkylation repair.